UUGCGGGAUGUGAGCUUGAAUCUGUGGAAUGUCUACAGCAAGAUGGAUCCUAUGUCUCUGGAGAACUUGCUUUCAGAGGAUUUGGUAGCUUUUGAACAUCAGUGGACUAGCUUCUUCGCUAAUUUUGACACAGAAAUUCCUUUUCUGCUGGAACUUUCAGAAUCUCAGGCGGGUGAGCCAUUCAGAAGUUACUUCAGUCAUGGAAAGAUCUCCAGCCAUAUAACUGAAAAUAGCCCUAAUCGGCAGCCAUUUGUUCUCUUCGGUAAUCACUCCACACAAGAAAACCUGAAUGCUGGCAACUUUAACUUCCCUUCUGAAGGGCACCUGGUACGCAGCACUGGUCCUGGUGGGAGCUUUGCCAAACACAUGGUAGCACAGUGUGUCUCACCAAAAGGACCUCUGGCAUGUUCAAGAACAUACUUUUUUGGAUCUACUCAUGUUCCUUACUUGGGUGAUGAUCACAAGCUGCCCAAGAAUGACAAGCUGCCCGAGAAAACUGAACAAAUUAGGCUCUUGUCCCAGAUAUAUGCUGCUGUUAUUGAGGCUGUUUUGGCUGGCAUUGCAUGUUACACUAAAACUACCAGUCUAACAAAGGCCAAGGAGAUUGCAGAACAGACCCUGGGAUCUUGGCUAGAUUCCUUUGAGUUGGUUAAGUUUAAGGCAGCCCUACGCUCCAAGGUGGCUUUUCAUAUACAUGCUGUGAAUAAUCAGGGAAGAAUUGUGCCUCUGGACAGUGAAGAUAGCUUAUUCUUUGUGAAAACGGCUUGUAUGACUGUCUGUGACAUUCCUGACUUGCUGGGAGGAAGAGGGUGCUUGGGAUCUGUGGUCUUCUCAGAAUCAUUUUUGACAUCUCAGAUCUUGGUUAAAGAAAAAGAUGGCACUGUUACCACAGAGACCAGCUACAUAGUCCUGACAGCUACUAUACCCAGAUUCUGCUCCUGGCUGGUAGAAGAUAAUGAAGUAAAAUUGUCUGAGAAAGCCCAACAAGCAGUGAAGGGGGACGAGUGUUUCCUGGGCACUUUUCUAACAGGAGGAGAAGGAACAUAUCUUUAUUCCAGUAAUCUACAGCCCUGGCCUGAGGAAGGGAAUGUGCAUUUCUUCUCUAGUGGCCUUCUAUUUUCUCACCGUCAUCAUGGAAGUAUCAUCAUUUCUAAGGAUCACAUGAAUUCAGUUUCCUUCUAUGAUGGGGAUUCCACCAGUAUAGUGGCUGCACUUUUCAUAGACUUCAGAAGCUCAUUGCUUCCUCAUCUCCCAGUUCAGUUCCAUGGAUCAAGCAAUUUUCUGAUGAUUGCCCUUUUCCCCAAAUCAAAAAUAUAUCAAGCAUUUUACUCUGAGGUCUUCUCCCCCUGGCAACAGCAGGAUACCUUGGGGCUCUCUUUAAAAGUGAUCCAGGAAGAUGGAUUAUCUGUGGAACAAAAGAAAUUGCACUCCAGUGCACAGAAACUUUUUGGUGCCCUGAGCCAUCCUGCUGGGGAGAAGUGGAGUUCGCUAAAGCUGCUGUCAGCCAAACUUCCAGAGCUGGAGUGGUUUCUUCAGCAUUUCACUGUCAGCAGCAUUAGCCGAGAGCCUGUGAUGCGGACCCAUCUUCCAGUCCUGCUGCAGCAAGCUGAAAUCAGCCCUACUCGGAGAGUAGAAAAUAACAAGGUAAUUAUCAGCAUUGUGACUGGCCUCCCAGGCUGUCAUGCUAGUGAGCUCUGUGCUUUUCUGGUCACCCUGCAUAAGGAGUAUGGCAGGUGGAUGGUGUACCGUCAAAUCAUGGACAGCUCUGAAUGUUUUCAUGCUGCCCACUUCCAGAAAUACCUUUCCAGUGCUCUGGAGGCCCAACAGAACCUCUCUGCCCGCCAGUCAGCCUACAUCCACAAGAAGACCAGGUUGCUGGUGGUGUUACAAGGCUAUACAGAUGUUAUUGAUGUUGUCCAGGCCCUGCAGACUCACCCAGACUCAAAUGUCAAGUCCUCCUUCACCAUUGGUGCUGUCACGGUGUGUGUGGAGCCCCUGAGCUGUUACAUGGAGCACAGAUUUCUCUUCCCUAAAUGUCUUGACCAGUGUUCACAAGGCCUGGUUAAUAACGUGGUGUUCACCAGUCACACUGCGGAGCAAAGGCACCCUCUUCUUGUCCAGCUGCAGAGCCUCAUCAGGGCUGCCAAUCCUACUGCAGCCUUCAUUCUUGCAGAAAAUGGAAUUGUUACCAGGAACGAAGACGUUGAGCUGAUUCUCUCAGAAAAUAGUUUUUCCAGUCCUCAGAUGCUACGAUCUCGAUACUUAAUGUACCCUGGCUGGUUUGAAGGUAAAUUUGAUGCUGGAUCCGCCUUUCCACUAAUGGUUCAGAUCUGUGUAUGGUUUUGCCGUCCUCUAGAGAAGACUCGCUUUGUGGCCAAGUGUAAAGCAAUUCAGUCCUCCAUCAAGCCAAGUCCUUUUUCUGGAAACAUCUACCACAUCCUUGGCAAAGUGAAAUUUUCAGAUUCAGAAAGGACCAUGGAGGUCUGCCACAACACUCUGGCCAACUCCCUAAGCAUUGUGCCAGUUUUGGAGGGACCCACGCCACCUCCUGACUCAAGAAGCACAUCACAGGACAGCAACGGGCAGCAGGAAUGUUACCUUGUGUUCAUCGGCUGCUCCCUGAAGGAGGACAGCCUCAAGGACUGGCUGAGACAGUCAGCUAAGCAGAAGCCUCAGAGAAAAGCUCUGAAGACCCGGGGAAUGCUGACCCAGCAGGAGAUCAGGAACAUCCACGUGAAACGCCAUCUGGACCCCCUGCCUGCAGGCUACUUUUACAAUGGCACCCAGUUUGUUAACUUCUUUGGUGACAAGACUGAUUUUCACCCUCUCAUGGACCAGUUCAUGAACGACUACGUGGAAGAAGCCAAUCGGGAAAUCGAGAGGUACAACCGUGAGCUGGAGCAGCAGGAGUACCAUGACCUCUUUGAGCAGAAGCCCUAGAGGAAGCUGGGCCUGACACCCACUCAAGAUGGACAAAUGAAUGGGUGUCUUAACAGCUCUCUUGGAGGCCCCUCCUAUAGGGACUGUCUCUGUCCUCCUUAGCCUGUGCGUGCUGGCUUGAGUACAUGUUGUCUUUUUCUCUCUGCAACGCUGAAAGCCAUCACCGGCACCACUGAUGGGGGAGGUGGGGGGAGGAGAUCCUCAAGGAUGAAUGGACAGGGCUGCAGGUGCAUACACUGGCAGUCCAGGCUCCUUGGUCUCUGGUAACAGUAUCUCCCUUGGGCUGCUAAAGCACUAUGUGAGGAUGGGGAGAAGCAUUUGGAUUGCAGAGGAGCUUCUGACACUUGGGAGGAAUGUUGGCUUCUUAAAUGGUGGCCAUUCCUGAGAAGCCAGACCACCCCUGGCCUCAGGCCUCAGACAUCACCCAAAACAGCUUUCCUCCCUGAUAGUGCCUGCUGUCCCUGCUUAGGUCUUUCCAUUGAGGAGCUGGCUUUGCUGGCCCUGGGCCCUGUCCAGAGGAGUGGCCAUGAUCCUGCCCAAGCCAACCCACAGAGCCAGCAGCUCAGGCAGAGGUCCAGAGCAUGCUCUAAAAUGAGGGGACUUCCCUUGUGGACUAAACUGAGGGAAAGGCAUGGUGCCUUCCAGAAGUGUGUGGCUCAUAAGUUAGCAUCAGCAGGCCCCCAAGAUUGGUUCUUGAGUUCUUUCCCAUGACAUCACUUGUUAUAUCCCUAAUUCAGAGAUAAGAGCAAGUCUGCCCAGGCACUCAGCAGUGCUUCACCUUCUGGUCAAGGGGAAUGUCCUCCAGCUGGUCUGGGGUCUGGUCACUUGUGGGUAUCAGUCUCCAGCACCCAGCCUUCCCUACAGCCAUGCCAGGGAAGGCCUGGUUUUUAGCUACACACUUGAGGAAAGUCAUGCCCCCAAAGCCUUGCUCCUGAACCCAGGAUUUCUUUGGCUCCUGAGGAACAGGAAUUUCAAAUUCCAAUACCCAAGUUAGCUUUCUCCCAGUGGCUUUUUUUUCUUAACUGACCCAUAAAACAGAAGGGAAUUUAAUUGUGUCCCAUGCCUGAUCCUCAUAACUCGGGAGGAGAGGUGGCACUGAUAUUUAGGUGAUGUCUAGAACUUCAACACCUCAGAUGCUUGGAUUGUAAAUGUUCUCUCAAUUUCACAUAUUUUGCAUGCCUUAGGAAGAAGCACAUAGGUGAAACCAGCAUAGUUUCCUGUAAUGUAGAGGGGUUUUUGAGAAAGGCCCCUGGCACAGAGGAGAGCCAGGACAGAGCACAUGUAAUCUGUGUGCCUGGUCACACAGAGCCCUGCAUGCAGGUAGCAAAGCAAUUAGAAAACAAUUUAUAUUUGAAGCCAAACAAACAAAACCACAAGUACCACUGAAUGAGAAAUCUUGCAUUAAGAAAGGCUUCUGAAAUUCAGGCCCAUGUGCUGUAGUUGCAGUUCACAGGGAGCCCCUGACUUCUGGCUGGCCAGAGGCCAGGAUCCACAAAGGGCCUGCCUCUCCUUCAGAAUCAAUAACGUAGAUCUUAAGUGCAAUUGAUUAAUAAGCAAUGAGUUACUAUAGCCUCUUUUAGCUCUACCGAGCUCUUUUUAAAAACUCAAACUUGAGCAGCCUU
Messenger RNA from Castor canadensis (American beaver), 4562 nucleotides. NCBI's taxonomy places the organism in Eukaryota, Metazoa, Chordata, Mammalia, Rodentia, Castoridae. The record is from RefSeq and is a predicted model, not a curated record.